AUGGUGUACUUCUUUGAUAUUACAGAUUAGGUAUUUUAUGCUCUUAUCUUACUAGUAUUUCCAAUCUGAAACGCAAGUAGCUAACNACUUGACUAACAAAGCUUUCAACCAAGAGCAAGUAAAUAUAUAUAUGAAUAAAAGUAUAAUUAUUACAGGUUUUAAUACUUAAUUCAAAAUUUAUUAAAUUUCAUAAUAAUUGUUGCCUGA
Messenger RNA from Paramecium octaurelia, 207 nucleotides. The record is from the annotation of a GenBank genome assembly. Lineage: Eukaryota; Ciliophora; Oligohymenophorea; Peniculida; Parameciidae.